Fusarium oxysporum Fo47 is the source of this 1810-nucleotide messenger RNA. RefSeq names its product gamma-glutamylcyclotransferase family protein. The record is from RefSeq and is a predicted model, not a curated record. Gene Ontology annotation, molecular function: gamma-glutamylcyclotransferase activity. NCBI's taxonomy places the organism in Eukaryota, Fungi, Ascomycota, Sordariomycetes, Hypocreales, Nectriaceae. The transcript is spliced from 3 exons. Bases 1 to 1755 code for a protein of 584 amino acids.
AUGGCACAAAGUGCAAUUUCACAUGAGAGUCAGGCAGGCAGGGAAACACAGAGUACCAUUUCACCAAGCUUGAUUGGCAGCCACCAUCAGACCGAUUAUGCAGUCAUCAUCACCAAUCGUAUCAUUAAUCAGCCGCCGAACCGGGGGAGCAUAAAGUGCAAGUCUUGUUGCCUAAUUGAGGCUCUUUUUCCCUUAUCAGGCUGUGAAUUCAUGCGACCGGUCUGCCCCGCCAUCGGAAUUCCCAGACUCUCCCUCUUCUCUCGUGUUCUGACACGUCGUCUCCAAACAACUUUUGUGUAUUUACAACUAAGAGUCAUGUAUGCAUUCAAUCCGUCGGGCCCAACUUAUGGCCAGUCAGCCACAGUUGACGCACCCGGGUCAAGGAUGAUCAGAGCAGCCAGCACUCUGUACUUCGCCUACGGGAGCAACUUGCACCUCGCUCAAAUGGCCCAUCGCUGUCCCGGAAGUGUCUUCAAAGGGAAGGCCAUUCUUGAUUCUUAUCGUUGGCAGAUCAACGAGCGCGGGGUGGCCAACGUCGUUGAGUCUGGAAGCGAUCACUCAGUCGAGGGUCUUCUUUACAUGAUCGGUCCCAAAGACGAAAGAACCCUGGAUCGCUCCGAAGGAGUGUCAAAGGGUUUCUACCAGAAGUAUCUGAUGAGAGUUUCUUUCGAGCCUCACCAGCAAUACGCGAACUUCAAGACUGGUCGAUUAUCCCAUCUACUUGAGCAGCGCCGGGACUCGAUAAGCGGUGAUGGUGCUCACUUUCCCAACAAUGCCAAUCGCAAAGUGAGAUUCAAUGCACCACCUCAUAUUGGCCCUGUGUCCUACAUGGACGGCGAGGAGACUUCAGGACGCCAUGCACGUACUGAGCAAGUCAAAGCAUUGGUGUAUGUUAGCGAGGACUACGUUACCGAUGGCUCCAUCAGAGAGGAGUACAUCGCGAGGAUGCAAAGCGCCGUCAAUGAUGCAGUAUCACUGGGGGUCUCGAAGUCAUUUGUGGACAAAUAUAUCGUCCCGUUUCUUGACUCUCAGCAAAUUUGGCACUUAUCCGAGAGAAACGUCGGAGCAACUCAGCACGAACAGCCUAGUAAGCUGCUGGAACUUGAAUCUGAGCCAAAGGUUCAGGCCAUCAUCAGCAAGGAGUCAGCUGAAGAGCAAGUCAACAACAAGCCCCCAACUGAGAGCAACAUGGUGGACGUCUCAGAUCCGCCGACUGAUGAAAGGUCGAGUGACGUGGAGAUUAAUGAAGAAACGAACCAAGAAGCACUGUCGAGGGAGCCUGUGGUCAAGGAGGGUAACCUGUCUAGGCAUAUCGAUCUAUCGAAGCUCAGAACAGAGAACCGCGACGAAAAUGGUGGCUCCAGUUGCAUGUUCCACAUUGACUUGUUGGCAGCUGUUGACAAGGUCAACCAUUCCGUCAUCGAUGGUAGUGGGAAGAAUAUUUAUGUUGUCAUUGUCAAACAGAAGGGUACAGAGGCUAAUUCUGGCUUCAGCGUCGCCACAGCAUCCAAGGGGAUUCAAAUGGCUAAUGAGCUUGCUAUGAAAGAGUUCAAAGAGUUAUGUGCGCUGAACACUAAGCCAGUGGUGGAAGAAGGUGAAGAACCGGAUGUCGUGGUUGUCAAGGAGGGCUCUCCAGGUGAUCUGACCUGGAAGCUAGAAGAGGACGCAUAUCUUCAUCUCAGCAGCGCAAGACCUGGAGAGGAGCCUUGGUUGAUGGUAUGGGUGGAGUCAAAACAGCUCAUGGAAUGCCGUUAGAUAUCACAAAGAUGGGAACACCAGUGUCGAUCCUUCGACUCCAGGCGAGUAAUUU